This is a messenger RNA of Pygoscelis adeliae (Adelie penguin), 2487 nucleotides long. It is a transcript of the gene NXNL1, whose product is annotated as nucleoredoxin-like 1. The record is from RefSeq and is a predicted model, not a curated record. The transcript is spliced from 2 exons. Gene Ontology annotation, biological process: photoreceptor cell maintenance. Bases 1 to 621 code for a protein of 206 amino acids. Lineage: Eukaryota; Metazoa; Chordata; Aves; Sphenisciformes; Spheniscidae. Gene Ontology annotation, cellular component: mitochondrion.
AUGGCCGCCCUCUUCACCGGGAAGGUCCUGACGGUCAACCGGGAACGGGACGAGGUGGAGACGGAGCAGGAGCUGGGCCGGGCGUUGGAGAACAAGGUGCUGCUGCUCUACUUCGGGUCCGGGCAGUGCCCGCGGUGCCGGCAGUUCUCCCCGCUCCUCAAGGAUUUCUUCCUGCGCCUGACCGACGAGUUUUACGUGGAACGAGCUUCGCAGCUGGUCCUGGUGUACGUGUCCCGGGACGAGACGGAGGAGCAGCAGAGCGCUUUCCUGAGGUCCAUGCCGAAACGCUGGCUGGCCGUACCUUUCGGGGACGCCUUCAAAAGGGAGCUGGAGCUGCGGUUUGCCGUGUCCGAGGUGCCCGCGGUGGUGGUGCUGAAGCCAAACGGGGAGGUAAUCGUCGGAAACGCCGUGGAAGAGAUCCGGCGCGUGGGCCCCGCUUGCUUCCGAAACUGGCAGGAGGCUGCCCAGCUGGUAGACAGAAAUUUUCUCUUGGCAGAGGAUUUUGAUGACUGGACCUGGAGAAGCAUCACCGACCCCAUCCGCCGCCUCAAGUACAAGCUGGACAAGGAGACGGAAGCGAAGAACAAGGAGAGGAAAGAGGAAGGCGAAGAGUCGUCUUAGGGGCUCAGAGAGGCUGCGGCUGCGCGGGCUGACUUGGCCGGGGACGUCCCUCGGGUCGCUGCCCCCACCCGACAUCUCUGGAGCAGCAGCAUCUGUCUGUCUUGUAGAAGCCCACUAAAAUCACGUUAGUUUUCCCAGAAGGUGAAUUGUUUUAAGGCCAACGUGCUCUACGCCCAGGCACAGCCUCUCCUACCUGGUGGACUGGUUAGCGUAAUAAGGAUAUUCCGACCCUGACGGAAUUACAUUUCCUUUCUAUCACCCUAGGACCCAGCGUAGUAAAAAAUCUCACAGUGACAUCUUUGCCAUUUAUUUACCAAAAAAGUGAGAAGAAAAGUAACUGCUGGAGACCAGCACUCAGUGAAAUGUCUCACUAAACAGUUUUUAAAAUGGGAACUGCAUUAAAAAACAAACCAACCAACCCCGCAGCAUGCCCAAGCCUCCUACGGAGGUAUGGAGAAGCGGUGACAAACGGCAACAGGAACAGAAUCCCUACGAUUAGCCGAUACAGGGUUGGGUUUUUAGGAGACGGACACCCACGCGCUAAGCGAGCGAGUCCUGAGAAACCUCCCACGUUGCUGCUCACGUUACGCUGCUGAAAAUUGUCGUUUCGGACAAAUCCUGCUGAGGAGCAGGUUGCUCCACGACCGGAAUUACAACAUGCAGGAGCCGCCCCGGUGACCUGCCUCUACUUUAUCUGCUAAUCGCGGUUGCCAUCUGCCGCUGCAGAGUGCCCAGCGCCGCAGACGGCAGCGAUCCGCCGGGAAGCCGAGUCCCAUCCCGGGUGGAAGAUCUGCCCGUCCUAAACCUACCGCGGCAGGCAGCGGACUGGUAAACUGCCAGGGCAGCGCACAUCCUUAGUAAACAUCACUCCGCUUCGUCCUUCCGAAUUCAACAGAUUUGCACGAAGGCGACUCCGAACGGCUGAGGGGGACCACGCUCCGCAGCCAAACGUCUCGUUUACGGAGCCUGCAGGGACUCCUGCUGCGCGCAUCCCCCACUUUCCGUAACCAAGGGGUCUGAAAAGCAGGAGAAGGGGGAAAGGGACCAUUCGUUUGCUCGUGUCUGGUCCCCUGUUCUCCACUCUGUCACCAGGGGAUGAGCAGAGGAUUUCCAAAAGCUUUGCCGGAUCCGUGAAGGAUCUGGGAAGGAAAGCGCAUGUCGGUGACAGACAUAGAAGCCGUGCAAGGCCGGCUUGUUCAACUUGUUUUCUCAGUUAAUCCUCCCUCUCUUCACGCAGCAAGUCUGACAGGUAGAUGAGGGAAGGAGGAGAAGGCCUGUAAAACAAACGGUUGGGAGGGACUCUGCUUUAGGUGGAACGAGAAGGGCGCUUCCUUCAGGAUGCUCUGCACGGACACCGCGUGAAAAGGCACAAAUAAAACCCAAAAGCGCUUUCAGGUGACUUGCCUGCUGGAGGAGUUGAGGCUGUGCUGGCCGACGGUCACUGGCGGAACAAUACGCCAUCUACCUCGGGCGAUGUCCAGCAGUUAGUACGCCCCUAUUUAAAAAAGAAGUUAGAAAUCACAAAUUAGGAACCUGGAGCAAUGGGAGGGAGGCAAAGGGCAACAUUUUCACCUGUUAUUAACUGGCAGUCGGGUGCUUCUUCCCAUCCCCGUGGGACUUUGAUGUCAGUAAAAGGACGCUCUCCACCUGAAUUUACGUAAAGUUCAAUAAUAUUAAAUGUGGACUUUGACCAGCCCUACCCGUUUGGGUAUUUUUGACCAUCGUAUCUUCCUCUGUUCAAAACCAAAAGUUGCCCUUUUCUCGGUCGUUGCGUGGCCGAGGAAGGGACAUUGAGCGAUAGCGAAAAGCGAAUCUGCCGGCACAGGGCAGUGCCGCCGGGCUAACAUCAUCAUCACAGAAGAGAGA